This is a messenger RNA of Closterium sp. NIES-65, 1263 nucleotides long. NCBI's taxonomy places the organism in Eukaryota, Viridiplantae, Streptophyta, Zygnematophyceae, Desmidiales, Closteriaceae. The record is from the annotation of a GenBank genome assembly.
AUGACCUACAGCUCUUCCUAUAGUGCAAUAGAGCAGACGAACUCUCCCUGUUCGAUCUCACCUCUGGUGCCUCUCCUGCCGCGCCUGCUGAUGCUGACAGCACUUCAGUACAAGAGUGCUAGGACCUUGUACGACACUGUUGUUGCACGCUACUCUUCCCCUGCCACUGCUGCCCUUAGCCGCCUCAUGCUGCCGUACCUGUUCCCUGACCUUGCUGCCUUUCCCACAGUCGCUGACCUCAUUACGCACCUUUGCACUAGUGACUCCCGCUACCGCGCUGCGCUUCGUGCUGAGUUCUGUGCCAAGAACCCUCCCCCCAUGUACAUCACCCUCUACUACAUAGUCACCCGGCUCCCUGACUCCCUUCGCUUAGUCAGUGACCACUUCCUCUCAGUUUGCCCCACCACUCUCACCGUUGACCUCCUCGAGGAGCGCCUCCUGGAAGUAGAGAAGAGCAUAGUCGCGGUAGGAGCCUCUCGUCGUGACCCUCGUACCCCCGUCUUUGAGGGGUGUUCCCCCUCCCCCCUCUUGCCCUCUGUUGCUUGUGCUGCUGCGACCGACCUCGUUGGUUUCGAGUCGGUCGGAGCUGCGUCUGCCCCUAGUGGGAGACGCCGCACCAGCAAGGGCAAGGGGGGCAAGGGCGCUGGAGGGGCUGGCGGGGGCGGUGGAGGUGGCGGUGGAGGCAGUGGAGGGGGUGGGGGUGGUGGUGGGAGUGGUGGCGGGGGUGGAGGUGACGGUGGCACCAGUGGAGGCGGUGGAGGCGGCGGCGGUGGUGGUGGGAGCGGAGGCGGCGGAGGUGGCGGCGGCGGCGGCGGCGGCAGCGGUGGAGCUGGUCGCAGCUCUGCGCAGAGGAGUGGCUCUGGUGGUGGUCCGCGCGAGCUGCAACAGCGCACUCGUGAGACCCCGUCCCCCCAGCAGCUUCGUGAGUGGGCGGGGGUUGCUAUCUUUGAUCUUGACUUUGAUGCUAUUCUUGCUGCCAUGUAUGCUGUGUCUACUAGAGAUGAGGGUGACUGUUACUUGUGCGUUCCGCCUGACCCGGGCAUUGAGGUUGCUGCUCUAGGUGCUGGUGAGGCUGCUGCUCUAGGUGCUAGUGCGUCUGCUGCCCCAGGUGCUGGUGAGUCUGCUCUCUCAGGUAUCACGUCGGCUCAGGCGUUACACACCUUCACCCUUGAUUCGGGUGCUUCCCGCUCCCUCUUUCGAGACCGCACCAUGCUUACGCCGCUUAGUCGGCCGGUUGCGAUCUCCUUGGCGGACCCCUCUUGA